UUGGAGAGAUCAGACAUUGCUGUGUGGAUGUUUCGCUCUCUCGGUGGCCAUCAUGUCUUUGACUUCUGCCUAUCAGCAUAAAUUAGCAGAAAAGCUCACCAUCCUGAAUGACAGAGGUCAGGGGGUUCUCAUUCGUAUGUAUAACAUCAAGAAGACUUGUUCAGACCCCAAAUCCAAGCCACCUUUCUUACUGGAAAAGUCCAUGGAAUCAUCUCUUAAGUACAUCAACAAGAAAUUUCCCAACAUUGAUGUCCGCAACAGCACGCAACAUUUAGGACCAGUGCAUCGGGAAAAAGCUGAGAUUAUUAGAUUCCUCACCAACUACUAUCAGUCGUUUGUGGAUGUCAUGGAAUUUCGGGAUCAUGUAUAUGAACUUCUCAACACCAUUGAUGCCUGCCAGUGCCAUUUUGAUAUUAGUCUCAACUUUGACUUCACUCGAAGUUACCUGGACUUGAUCGUGACUUACACCUCAGUUAUUUUACUUCUGUCGAGAAUUGAGGAUCGACGGGUACUAAUUGGCGUGUACAACUGUGCCCAUGAGAUGCUGCAUGGGCACAGUGACCCCAGUUAUCCCCGCCUGAGUCAGAUGGUCUUGGAGUAUGACCAUCCUCUGAAGAAACUGACAGAGGAGUUUGGGCCUCACACAAAGUCUGUGAGUGGAGCUCUCCUCUCUUUGCACUUCCUCUAUGUCAGAAGGAACCACGGGGCUGAGCAAUGGCGCAGUGCCCAGCUUCUAAGCCUAAUCAGCAGCCCUCCUGCCAUGAUUAACCCUGCUACUUCAGACACAAUGGCCUGUGAAUACCUCUCUGUGGAAGUGAUGGAGCGCUGGAUUAUCAUUGGGUUUCUUCUCUGUCAUGGGUGCCUCAACUCCAAUACCCAGUGCCAGAAGCUGUGGAAACAGUGUCUGCAGGGCUCCCUGUACAUCACCCUCAUCCGGGACGAUGUGCUGCAGGUGCACAAGGUCACCGAGGACCUGUUUAGCAGUUUUAAAGGGUAUGGCAAGCGAGUGGCAGACAUAAAGGAAAGCAAGGAACAUGCAAUUGUGAACAGUGGCCAGUUCCACUGUCAAAGACGCCAAUUCCUGCGGAUGGCAGUGAAGGAGCUAGAGACUGUGUUAGCUGAUGAACCAGGACUGUUGGGCCCCAAGGCUCUAUAUGCUUUCAUGGCCCUCUCCUUCAUUCGUGAUGAGGUCACCUGGCUGGUUCGCCACUCAGAAAAUGUCACCAAGACAAAGACACCUGAGGACUACACUGACUCGAGCAUUGCAGAACUGCUUUUCUUGUUGGAGGAGAUCAGGGCCCUGGUCCGAAAACACAUCAAAGUGAUACAGCAAUACCACCUUCAGUACCUGGCCAGAUUUGAUGCUCUUGUGCUCAGUGACAUCAUUCAAAACCUGUCCGUGUGUCCUGAGGAAGAGUCCAUUAUCAUGUCCUCAUUCGUCAGUACUCUCUCUUCUUUGAAUCUCAAACAAGUUGAUAAUGAAGAGAAAUUUGAAUUCUCUGGAUUGAGGCUGGACUGGUUCCGUCUACAGGCAUACACCAGUGUGGCUAAGGCUCCCCUGCACCUGUAUGAGAACCCUGACCUAGCCAAGGUGAUGAACCUCAUUGUCUUUCACUCCCGAAUGCUGGACUCAGUAGAGAAAAUGCUUGUGGAAACUUCUGACUUGUCUACUUUCUGCUUUCAUCUCCGUACCCUUGAGAAGAUGUUCACUAUGACCCUGGAGGAACCUUCAAUGUUGCGUUAUGCCAUUGCCUUCCCCCUGAUUUGUGCUCAUUUUGUUCACUGCACUCAUGAGAUGUGCCCGGAGGAGUACCCCCACCUGAAGAACCAUGGCCUUCAUCAUUGCAACUCCUUCCUGGAAGAGUUGGCCAAGCAGACCAGUAACUGUGUCCUGGAGAUCUGUGCUGAGCAGCGAAACUUGAGUGAACAGCUUCUGCCCAAGCACUGUGCCACUACUAUCAGCAAGGCCAAGAACAAGAAAAUUGUGAAGCAGAAGCAGACUCCCAAAAAAGGAGAACCUGAGCGAGACAAGCCAGGAGCUGAAAGUCACCGAAAGAAUCGCAGCAUUGUCACCAACAUGGACAAACUACAUGUAAACUUGACAGAAUUGGCACUGACAAUGAAUCAUGUAUUCAGUUUCUCUGUAUUUGAACACACUAUCUUCCCUUCUGAGUACCUCAGCAGCCAUCUGGAGGCCAGAUUCAACAGAGCCAUUGUGUGGCUGGCUGGCUACAAUGCCACGACCCAGGAGAUUGCAAGGCCUUCUGAGCUAUUGGCUGGAGUCAAAGCAUACAUCAGUUUCAUACAGUCCCUGGCCCAGUUUUUGGGUGCAGAUGUUUCCAGGGUCAUUCGCAGUGCCCUUCUGCAACAGACACAGCCACUGGACUCAAGUGGGGACCAGACGAUCACCACUCUCUACACAAAUUGGUACCUAGAAAGUCUGCUUAGACAGGCGAGCAGUGGGACCAUCAUCUUCUCCCCAGCCAUGCAGGCCUUCGUCAGCCUUCCCAGAGAGGAGGAGCAACCCUUCAGUGCAGAGGAGUUCUCUGACAUCUCUGAGAUGCGAGCCUUGGCUGAACUCUUGGGCCCCUACGGUAUGAAGUUCCUGAGUGAAAACCUGAUGUGGCAUGUGACCUCUCAGAUUGUGGAGCUGAAGAAGUUGGUGGUGGAGAACAUGGAUGUGCUUGUUCAGAUCCGAUCUAACUUCAGCAAGGCAGACUUGAUGGCUUCUCUGCUGCCCCAGCUGACAGGGGCUGACAAUGUGCUGAAGCGCAUGACCAUCAUCGGAGUUAUCCUCAGUUUUAGGGCCACGGCACAAGAGGGACUUAGGGAGGUUUUCUCCUCCCACUGCCCAUUUCUUAUGGGUCCCAUCGAGUGCUUGAAGGAGUUCGUCACUCCAGACACAGACAUCAAGGUGACCCUGAGUAUCUUUGAGCUGGCAUCUGCUGCAGGAGUGGGCUGUGACAUUGACCCAGCCCUGGUGGCUGCUAUUGCUAAUCUGAAAGCUGAUAUGUCAUCCCCUGAGGAAGAAUAUAAGGUGGCCUGCCUGCUCUUGAUCUUUCUUGCAGUUUCCCUCCCACUCCUUGCCUCAGAUCCUUCUUCCUUCUAUAGCAUUGAGAAGGAUGGUUACAACAACAAUAUACACUGCUUGACCAAAGCCAUCAUCCAGGUGUCUGCUGCCCUCUUCACACUCUAUAACAAGAACAUUGAGACUCACCUUAAGGAAUUUCUGGUGGUGGCUUCUGUCAGCCUCCUACAUCUGGGCCAGGAGACUGACAGGAUUAAAACCAGAAAUCGGGAAUCCAUUUCUCUGCUCAUGCGCUUGAUGGUGGAGGAGUCCUCCUUCCUGACCCUAGACAUGUUGGAGUCCUGUUUCCCUUAUGUCCUGCUUCGAAAUGCCUAUCGGGAGGUAUCUCGGGCCUUCCACCUGAACCGAGUGCUGGCCAGUACCCACUGAAGGGCCCUUUGGGACUGCCUAAACUCAUGCCAUCCUGGAAGCUGUGGUCAUUUUCUUAAGGGGUGUGAAUGGGGUGGGGUCUAGGGCCAGAGCAGAGGAACAGGCAUAUGGACAAACAGUCCAGGACUGAGAAAUCAUAGAGAACUGAGGCAGGCUAGGGGGAUGGAGGACAGUUGAUAGGAAAAGUUGGGGGCCUGGGGCCAAGUCUGAAUUUUUAUAACAAAAAAAAAACAAGUGAUGUACAAAUAUGUUUCCUAUCUCCUGUGACUAGAGCUUGAGCUCCGACUGGCAUGGACCUCUCCGACCUUCAUCACUAUUCUAGGAUAAUGCUGGCGGGCAGAGAUGAUCAAUCAUCAUAUUAAACCAUAAUGAGCUUAUAAUCCUCCCAUUGGAGCUGCUAUUGUCUCCUGCACAUUUAUUAGGACAAUUAUCUCCUCUCUUCUUUUUUCCCAAAUGUAUUCAGCAAACAUUCAGCCUGCUCCUACUGCAAAGUCGUAGCAAAGGACCCCUUUUCUUUUCUUUGUGGGAGCACUUUUAGGAGUCAUAGGUCUCUUCCUCUGCCUCCAGCUAUAUUGUCUAUAGGGGUAAUGAGAAAGUACUCUUGAGAGAUUUUCACUGCCCCAAACCGUUUCACCUGCCCCACCACCUUGGGGGUAACAAGUAAGUUCUCUCAUCUGUUUAACUUUCACCCCUCCUGCCUUUUCUCUGACAUCAGCAGAAUCCAGAGCAGAGGGUCACAAGGUCACAAGACAAAUAAUUAGAGCAGAGUCAUGUGGUUUCCUUCCUGGACCAUUUGAGGUACUCCUCCUUCUAUCUGGAAGGACUAAUUUAACCCCAACCCCCUUGUCAUCCUGGGUGCAGCUCUUGCUCCAGGCAGGGAUUUCUCUUGUAGAUCUUAAAUUUCAUAGACCUCAUUAGGCUGUAGGGACCUGAGAGUGGGUAUACUUGAGGGAGUACAAGUUGUUUCAACUUAGCCCUUUUCUGUGCUAAUUAGAAUUUCAAGUGUCACAAAGCCUGGGGCAUUCAAGAUAGCACUAAACUGGGUUUAGUUAAUUCCAUGGCAGGAAGCAGUGGCCUUCAUCCAUCUCUUCUGUGCACCUACUGGCAGGGAAGCUGCAGCAACAGAUCAUGUAUGUCACAGGUUUAGAGUGGUUGGAAUGGGCAAAUAGAAUUAACUAGUUGAUUAGUCAGGGUCAUGUUCAUACUUCCAUAAUAAAACGAAGCAAUUGUUGAUUUUCAGCAAAACCGUCUGGUCUUCAUUAAAGCUAUUUAAUAACUGUU
This is a messenger RNA of Phyllostomus hastatus (greater spear-nosed bat), 4738 nucleotides long. RefSeq names its product NCK associated protein 1 like (gene NCKAP1L). The record is from RefSeq and is a predicted model, not a curated record. NCBI's taxonomy places the organism in Eukaryota, Metazoa, Chordata, Mammalia, Chiroptera, Phyllostomidae. Gene Ontology annotation, biological process: neuron projection morphogenesis; cortical actin cytoskeleton organization; cell projection assembly. The coding region runs from base 53 to 3457 and encodes 1134 amino acids. The transcript has 31 exons. Gene Ontology annotation, cellular component: SCAR complex.